This is a messenger RNA of Pieris macdunnoughi, 2118 nucleotides long. The record is from the annotation of a GenBank genome assembly. NCBI's taxonomy places the organism in Eukaryota, Metazoa, Arthropoda, Insecta, Lepidoptera, Pieridae.
AUGAUUGUUCAAGAGCCAUUGCAGGUUAUUGUAUGGGAUUGCCUCAAUAAUUAUGAAUACGACAAUGCUAUAUUCUUGGCAGAAAGAUUACAUGCUGAAUUUAAUUCAGAGGAGACUGCAUUUUUACUUGGUACCUGUUACUAUAGAGCUGGAAGAAUAAACGAAACACAUAAUUUGCUUCAAAAUAUUUCAUUAUCACUUCCACAAGCUCGGUUCCUUUUAGCCAAAUGUUCUGUAGAUCUUAAAUUUUAUAAAGAUGCUGAAAAUGCACUUGGGACAAAUAUGGAUGUUGUUGUUUCGGAAUUUGGAGAACAAGCACCAUAUGCAUUACAACUUCUUGCAAAAAUCUACACUAUCACAGAAAGGAAAACUAAGGCUGCAGAGGCCUAUCGAAAAGCUCUAUCUUUGAACCCAUUUAUGUGGAAAUCCUUUUCUCAGCUAUGUAAUAUGGGUGAAAAAGUUGAACCAAGCCAAGUAUUCCAUUCAAGCUCCGAAUUCUCAUUUGGUAUUUCAACACUUGUGAAUCUAGUCAAUAAUUCAGAAAAUAUUUCAAUUUCUUCACCAUUCAUUCCUAACAACAAUAGUAUUAAUAAUACUGUUACACCUAAUAAUAUGGUGACUCGAACAUCUAUGCCCAUGUCUACUAGUAUAACUCCAGAUUCACAGGUCUCUGUUAAAAGAAUGCACAGUGUUUUCAGUGGAAUUGCACCCAUUCCGUUUUCACCAUCAUUUGGUAUGCUUCCUAUGGAUGAAUCUCCAGCUAUGUAUACACCUACACUUACAGAUUCUAAUGAACAGAAAGCUAUUCCAAAAAUUGUCAAUUCAUUGAGGGCUCAUGUUGGACAGUUGAAAGAUGCUGUCUUCAGUCCCAGUGGUCCAAGGUGUACUUUAGGACCUGCGCCUCGGAGGUCAUCAAGGCUAUUUUGCACAAAUAACAGCAGUUACUCUGUAAAAGAAAAUAAUAAGUCACCUAGCCGUAAAUUUGUUGCACCAAAAAGUCCUUCUAGAAAAAAUAAACAGCGUUCAGUCAAGAAUGUUAAAUCAAAUACAGAAACCAAUGAACGAAUUAAGAAUGUUGAAGCAACCACUCCAACAAUGACACCAAAGAAUUCUAAUGUGGUGGGACUGCUUAACUUGUUAAAAGAUCUGGGUGAGGCUUACAAAUCAUUGGCGUUUCUGGAUUGUAAAAUUGCUAUAAAACAAUUUAAAAAUAUAUCAGCAAAACAAAUUACGUCUCCGUGGGUGCAAACAAUGAUUGCCAGAGCUCAUUAUGAGUUAGCUCAGUAUGAACCUGCUGUUAAAGUUUUUUCUGAAAUAAGAAAGCAAUAUCCUUGUCGAACAGAGGGCAUGGAUAUAUACAGUACCUGCUUAUGGCAUUUACAAAGAGAGGCUCAAUUAUCUGCAUUAGCUCAGGAACUAGUCGAGUUAGAUAGAAAUAAUGCAAUUUCUUGGUUGGCUGCUGGUAAUUGCUUCUCAUUACAUAAAGAGAGGGAAACUGCUCUUAAAUUUUUCAAAAGAGCUGUGCAAAUAAAUCCUGAUGCUUCAUAUGCUCAUGCCCUUUUAGGCCAUGAAUACUCUGUUGCGGAAGAAACAGACAAGGCAUUAUCAAGUUUCAGAACAGCUGUGAGUAUUGACCCACGUAACUAUGUUGCAUGGUAUGGCAUUGCUACAGUUUAUGCAAAGCAAGAGAGAUGGAAGUCAUCUGAAAUGCAAAUUCGUCGAGCGUUAAGUAUUCAUCCCUAUUCAGGUGUAUUGCGUUGUCAGUUGGGGCUAGCUCAAGCUGCGUUAGGAAAAAUGGAUAGAGCCCUUGCUACCCUCGAAAGGGCUGUUGCUUUUGACACAGACAAUCCACUGUGUAGAUUUCAUAGAGCUUCUGUGUUAUUAAGGGCAGGAAGACCACAAGAUGCCCUACCUGAUCUUCAUCACUUAAAAGACAUGGUGCCUAAAGAGUCUUCAGUAUAUUACCUCCUUGGGAAAGUUCAUGAUAAAUUGGGUAACUCACAUUUAGCUUUAAUGCACUUCUGUUGGGCUACAAAUUUAGACCCUAAAGGCAUGAGUGGACACGUCAAAGAAUCAUUUGACCCAUCAAAACCAGAAGAAAGUUCAGAAAGACCAUAA